This is a messenger RNA of Durusdinium trenchii, 1656 nucleotides long. The record is from the annotation of a GenBank genome assembly. Lineage: Eukaryota; Dinophyceae; Suessiales; Symbiodiniaceae.
CAUUGGGCCCAAUGCUUCGAAGCCGAAACCACAGCCAUCAAAGCCUGCUAGCAGGCAGCAGAGCAAGCAGCAAUCAUCCCCUGAUGUGGUUGAACCUCCUGACGGGGGGUCUGAAGGAGGUACUGGUUUCGAACUUGAAGGCAAAGAGGUUGACGAUCUUAUCAAAGACAUUUUGAAGCGCAACCCAGCCCCAGACGGUGCUGACAACAUGGAUAAUGAUGAGUAUGAACCAAGUUUGCCUUCUGAGGAAUCCAACAAUGACUUUGACAUCGAAGAUUCCGACGGUGAGAAUGAAGAUUAUUCUGAAUGGAUCACUGCUGCAGGGGCCUGGUUGGACCAGGCAGAAGCAGAUGCGCUUUUCAGAGGGGGUGACACAGGUGACCAGCUGCUUGAAGAAGUUGGAUUUGACCAGGUUGCUCCAAGCGCGCCCAGAGUGGACGGCCAGGGCUGCCAGGACCAAACCGACCAGGUCGACGUGAUCACGCAAUCGUCAGAUCAGCCUGUGUCACAAGGUGGAGAUUCCAUUGUUCCAGGUGUUUGCACUGAGUCCUCUCAUCCACCUGAAGCAAUGCGUGUUGAUGACAUGCCAUUGACCAGCCUUCUUGGCGGAAACGACAGCAGUGGAAAAGGAGCAGAUGGCAAUGACAGCGAAACCGAUUCGAGCGCUCCCAGCAGCAGUCUCAACCUGUCUCAGCUGUCAGACAUCAGCAUCAAGCGAAAUAGUGAGGGAAAGAUAGUGGUGGGGGAUUCACCUCACAGUUCUCGAGCAAGUUCCGACGCAGAUGAUAUUCCACCUCCCCCUAAGCCAGCUGUGGAACCAAAGGCCAGCGCCAAAACCAAGGUUGCCAAGCCUGCUGCAGACCGAGUGCCUGACAUUCGUUUCGAUUACACUGCCAACGGUUCAAUCCGCUACAAUGUGAAGGCUUGCAACCUAGCCAUUUGUGAUGCUCGCUCUACUUAUCCGCCAGUGGAUUGUCUCGACAUCAUGAUGAGCAAAGCGGAGUACGAGCAGGCGACAACGGCAGCUUCAGCAACUGCAGCCAACCGCAACUAUGGUGCCAAGGACCCUGGGGAGAGGUUCCUGACUUGGAAAAAGGAGUCUUUGACCUUUAGGGACAAGGUUGGUGUCUCUCCAACUUUCAGUCCUUGGACAUCGCGACCUGGGUUUGAGGGACGGGGACUCAGUCGCAGCGCCCGUGUCUUGGACCUGGUGAACUGCAUUGCCAUUCAGAAGCUGGUAACUUCAAACACUACUGCUGAGAACUUGGAAUCUGAGCUGAAGCACACCAUGCUGGAUUACAGCCAGUCCCACGCUCGCAGGUCUGCCACCCAUGCUGACAAGCACCGGUGCCUCACCACCAGCACCACCCUUUAUAGCUAUGGGCUGGAUCGUGUGGUUCUCCCACUUGAGACAUUGUGGUGGCAAGGCUUUCCUCGAAGCUUGAAGGUCCCACAGCAGGUCUCAUCCAGCGACAUCAAGGAGUUCGCCGGGGAGGGAAUGACGCUUCCUUGCUUGGCUACUAUCCUCCUCUCUCUGAUCUGGAACGUUGACUAUGGGCAAGGCAAGUAAUGAGGCAGGCUCUUCUUUGGAGUGAGAGCAGUCAGACUUUUUUUGUAGCAGCGAGCGGCGGGCUCCGAAGCAUGGAUGAAUGAUUA